Nematolebias whitei (Rio pearlfish) is the source of this 435-nucleotide messenger RNA. It is a transcript of the gene rpp14, whose product is annotated as ribonuclease P/MRP 14 subunit. Bases 32 to 421 code for a protein of 129 amino acids. The transcript is spliced from 5 exons. Gene Ontology annotation, biological process: tRNA 5'-leader removal. The record is from RefSeq and is a predicted model, not a curated record. NCBI's taxonomy places the organism in Eukaryota, Metazoa, Chordata, Actinopteri, Cyprinodontiformes, Rivulidae. Gene Ontology annotation, cellular component: ribonuclease P complex.
CUCCUCAACGAGUUGCUCAUGUUUAGUUAGAAUGACAUCCGUCGAAAAGGAGGCAGAAGCUUCUGGUUUCCAGCGCGUCGUGCUAAAGAACGCUUCACCGUACCAGUACAUGAAAGUCCGCCUCGUUCUGGAGGAUGAGCGGACCAGACUGAGCGCGGUCGAGCUGAAGAGUUUCAUCAUCGCUGGCCUGAGGCGUCUGCACGGAGAGGUGGGAGCGGCGUUGAACUUUGACGUGUUGAAGUUUGACGAAGACUCCCUGACGGCUCUUCUUCGUGUUUUCAGCAGGGGUUUAGUGAAGCUGUGGAGCUCCCUGACCCUGCAGGGUUUCUACCAGAACCAGGCCUGCGCCUUCAGAGUCCUGCAGGUGUCUCCGUACCUCCUGGCGCUGACAGGAAACAGCCGGGAUCUGCAGCUGGACUGACGCAGGAGGAGGCG